GGACGUUGGUCCCCAAGGGGGUGGAUUGUGAGAUCCCACAUCGGUUGAAGAAGGAACGAAACAUUCCUUAUAAGGGUGUGGAAACCACUUCCUAACAAACAUCUGCUUGCGGUGGGCUGUUACAAUAACCAACAACCAAUAUUGAAUAAAGGGGUAACUUCUGGUGAUGAACUUCCUUUAGCCCAUCUAAAACGCUGGCAAUGGUGGUUCUUGGUGGCACUCAACAUCUUUUUCCUCAUUGUGGGUCAAGCUGCUGCUGUUUUACUUGGGAGAUUUUACUAUGAUCAGGGUGGAAAUAGUAAAUGGAUGGCAACUGUUGUUCAAACCGCUGCCUUCCCAGUUCUUUUUAUCCCGCUCUUCCUUUUCCGUUCCGCCAAGGAUACUUCGACUUCGACUAACCCACCUUCCAUUCUAGUUCUUUUGUUGAUCUAUUUUUCGCUUGGAUCAGUUAUAGCUCUUGAUAACUGGCUUUAUUCAACUGGGCUCUUAUACCUCUCUGCCUCCACUUACUCACUUGUUUGUGCUAGCCAAUUAGCUUUCAAUGCAGUUUUCUCCUACUUCAUCAACUCUCAAAAGUUCACGAUUUUAAUUUCGAACUCUGUGAUUAUCCUUUCCUUGUCUUCUGCACUUUUAGCUGUCGACGACGAUUCAGAACGACCUUCUGGAGUCUCUAAGUCGAAAUAUUUCUUUGGCUUCAUCUGUGCCCUUGGAGCUUCAGCAUUAUACUCUUUGCUGCUUUCCCUUAUGCAGCUUACCUUUCAAAAGGUUUUGAAGCGGGAGACCUUUACCGUGGUCUUAGAAAUGCAAAUCUAUACAUCCAUAGUUGCCACAAUUGUUUCAGUUGUUGCUCUUUUCGCUAGUGGGGAAUGGAAGAGUUUGCCACAUGAAAUGGCAGGUUUCGGAAAGGGUCGAGUUUCAUACGUGUUAACUUUGGUGGGUACAGCCGUGGCUUGGCAGACUUGUUCGGUCGGUGUCGUUGGCUUGAUCUUCAUCGUCUCCUCCCUCUUCUCUAAUGCAAUCAGUACUGUCUCCUUAGCUGUUACACCCCUUGCAGCUCUUGUAAUUUUCCAUGACAAGAUGAAUGGUGUCAAGAUCAUUGCUUUGCUUCUAGCCAUAUGGGGUUUUGUGACUUAUUUGUAUCAAAACUAUAUUGAUGAAUCCAAGGCACAAAGAAGGCGAAACGAAAUGGGUGAAUCCCGUGUCGAGAGGUCCCCUUGUUGAUGGACCAUCUGGUGCACCCUGCACAUAUAGUUCAUGAUAUUUUACUCUUUUUUCAGACGGAUUCAUCUGAAGUCUCCAUUUUCAACAAUAGUGAAUAAAUUCCUGAUAGACAGAAGCAGCAGACGAAGUCUUCUCGGUACACAGAGGUAUGUUCAUACCAUUUAUUUAGAUCAAGCUUAUUAUUAGAAAAGACCGAUUCAUUUUGAUACAAAACCUUUGUAAUUAAAUAGGUUAGUCUUCAAUUAUUACUCUUCUGUGGCAUUCCUAUGAUUUACUUAGUUUCAUGACAGUAUGAAAACUUAUAGAUUUUUGGCCUUUUAAGUUUGCAAUAGCGAAUAGCAUGUCGACAUAUCGGUAGAGAUGACCGAAACCAUUUGAAUAAUCGAAUACAUAAGAUCUCAAAAGAGUUACAUUUUCUUGUU
Messenger RNA from Cucurbita maxima (winter squash), 1643 nucleotides. RefSeq names its product probable purine permease 11. The record is from RefSeq and is a predicted model, not a curated record. Gene Ontology annotation, molecular function: purine nucleoside transmembrane transporter activity. Gene Ontology annotation, cellular component: membrane. The transcript is spliced from 2 exons. The coding region runs from base 307 to 1221 and encodes 304 amino acids. Lineage: Eukaryota; Viridiplantae; Streptophyta; Magnoliopsida; Cucurbitales; Cucurbitaceae.